CAAUCGACACGAAAGACGGUGAACUAUCAUUCCAAAAUUCGCAAUCACUGUGUUUUGAAACUCGAAGCAGUUUUUUUUAUUUUAUUUUAUUUGCGGUGUUUGAGGUAUUUUAAUUUAAGAGUUUCGCAUAUGUCAGUGAUUUGGGUGUUUAUUUUACGACGUGGCCCAGAUGUUGAGCAUGGAUUCUUUGCAAGUGGCCGAAGAGGAGGUUGUAGAGUCUACUUCUAACCGGCUGGAAGACAUCUACACGUUUUUGGAUGAGGGCACCUACCCGCCAUCUAUGAAUCCAAUGCGAAAAAAGAACCUAAAACGAUACGCCCAGAAAUUCAUGAUUGAAGACGGGCGACUGUACUAUGUGGGACCGAAGAAGGAGGAGAAGAGAGAGGUGGUGAUUGACGCUCAGAGGAAACAGCAGAUCUUCCUGGAGUGUCACUUUAACGAUAUCGGGCAUCACUUGGGGCAGAAGAAGACCGUGCACAGAAUCCAAACAAAGUACUACUGGUUGGGCAUUGUAAAAGAUGUGGUGGACUGGAUUAAACUGUGCGAAACCUGCCAGCACACAGAGAGGAACAAAAACAUGACCAGAACAAUCCGACCGAUAAAAGUGGAAGCUCCUUGGGAAAUUCUGGGGAUCGACAUUUUCGGCCCUUUUCCAGAGACCAAGCAAGGCAACACAAAUGUCGUCAUCAUAACCGAUUAUAUGAGUAAGUGGGUGGAGGCUUCCCCCAUACCAAAGAGGGACUCCCUGUGUGUCGCAAGAUGUAUUUCUACAGCCAUUUACAGGUUUGGAACGGUAAAAACGGUGUACUGUUCUCAGAGCGUGGACUUUUGUGAUGAGGUGACGAAGCACCUGUGCGACAGGUGGAACGUGGCGCAGAAGGUGUCUCCGGUGGAGCAGCCGCAGCUGAACGCACUGUACGACCGCGGCAGCAGCCUGCUCCACGAGGCCGUCCGGCAGGUGGUGGCGGAGAAGCAGGCCGAGUGGGACGACUUCCUGGACCCCGUCCUGUUCGUGUUCCGCACCUCGGCCAACCCCACCACCCGCUUCACCCCGUACUACCUGAUGUUCAACAGGGAGGCCAGCUUACCCAGCGAGAUGGAAGUUGACUUCCUGAAGUAUCACCAAGUGCAGGAGAUCUGUCCGGUGAAGGAGGAGAGUGUGUCCAGCUUUGUGGAGGCUAUGCAGGAACAGCAGAACAUGGUCAAACAGCUGGUGGUGGCGAACAUGAACGCGGCGUACCGGCAGCAGAAGAAGAACGCCAAGCGGAGAGCCCGGAGCGUGCCCUCCAUCACGUUCAGCGUGGCGGACCCUGCCUUCGGGACGGGGGAGUCGCCGCCGCUGAAGAAGGAGAGCCUGUACCUGUCCUUCCCCGUGACGACGGUCCUGGCGACGGAGCCAAGCGGCUCCAGCGACGCAAAAAGCGACUUGGAGUACUCCCUCCCGGUUCCCCACAUCCACUGACGGGAAGGCCCGUUGGACUGGAGGACGUGACGUGUACCGGGCCUCCGCGGUGUGCGUAGCGUGCCACGCUACCCUGUCCUGUUUUUUGGGGGAGGCUGUUUGGCGACUCUCGCCCUGUGUGUGCGUGGGAGUGUCCCAGCACACGUCCAGCCUGGGUUCACUCUCUCUCUUAACGCCUCAGAGGGACCAUGAGGGAACAGCAGCAGGGGGCUGUAUGACUGGCAACCCAGAGGCCAAACGUAGCCCACUGUGUACGCACCCCAGGCCCAUUUAUCAUUGGGGGGGGGGAAGUGUUAUUCAGAUGCAUCUGCGUAUGGACAAUGUAGGCAUACCGCCCACUAGUGACAGAGUAACAGCUAUGCAUAUUUUAAGAACGCAUCUACUUUCUUUACCCACGCGUACAAAGCAUAAUUCAUACGUUGUUUUAUAAAUAGGGCGGCGUGGUGGUGUCGGUGGAUAGCCCUGUCGCCUUGCAGCGAGAAGGUCCCUGGUUCAAAUCCCCACAAAUACUGUGUGGAGUUUGCAUGCUCUCCCCAUGUCUGCGAGUGUUUCCUGUGUGUCCUCCCACAGUUAGGCAAACCCUAACACAGGUUAGCCAAGUUGGAGAGUCUACAUUUACCAUAUGUGUGAGUGUGCGAGUGAAUGGUGUGUGUGCCCUGCGAUGGAUUGGCGACUUGUUCCAGGGUGUAUUCCUGCCUCUCGCCCAAUGCAUGCUGGGAUAGCCCCCACCACCUCCUGUGACUCUGAUCAUGAAUAAGUGGGUUAGAUAAUGGAUGGAUGUUUUAUAAAAAUGUUUGCCCCUUAUUUAAAAAAUCCCCACCCCCAUUAAAUAGUUGAAUAACCCUGAACUACAGAAACAUCCUAAAAUCUUGCACUCCAUGUUCAGUUUUUUUGAAUAUCAGUAUUUUUAUUUUGGUUCUUCGCUGUUCACAAGUGUCUAUGGAACUGGCGUCUUUGAUGUCUCAGAAGAUGUCUUUAUAAAACAUGAUAUUGUUGAAGAA
Molecule: messenger RNA, 2463 nt
Organism: Anguilla rostrata (American eel)
Lineage: Eukaryota; Metazoa; Chordata; Actinopteri; Anguilliformes; Anguillidae
Exons: 8
Coding region: 170-1462 (430 amino acids)
Biological process (GO): DNA integration
Molecular function (GO): nucleic acid binding
Source: RefSeq, a predicted model, not a curated record